Messenger RNA from Vanessa atalanta (red admiral), 942 nucleotides. RefSeq lists its product as uncharacterized. The record is from RefSeq and is a predicted model, not a curated record. The transcript is spliced from 6 exons. Bases 1 to 873 code for a protein of 290 amino acids. NCBI's taxonomy places the organism in Eukaryota, Metazoa, Arthropoda, Insecta, Lepidoptera, Nymphalidae.
AUGAAGCUCCCUUUCAAUAUAAUUUUAAGGCCUGUAUUAAAAACUUAUUUUAAAAGUUCGAAGGUUUUUUGUCAACAUUAUACAUUUGCUGCUAGUGUUCCCUAUACAUAUAUCUAUAGUGCUCUUGGGUUGUUCAUUAAUGUUCACCACUUAAAGAAACAUCUCGGUGAGAUACCAUUGAUCGAUCAAGUUUCAAAAGAAUCAAACAAAAUUUAUAGGAAUGAAAUGCUUGUGCAUGAUUUGAAAAUUAUAGCAAUAUCUAUGGGUUUAGUUCAGUAUUCGUGUCUACUGUUUGGAUGUUACACAAAUGAUUCGGGGCGUUGCGAGAGUACUGGCAUCCGAGUAAAACUGCGAGCUCUGUUGGUAGCUCUUUUAGGAGUGUCGAUGUCAGCUUGCGCGUUUGCCUCGCAGCCUGUUGAACUGGAACUAGACGAUGAUGAAGUUAAUCAAAGGCUUAAUAAUGUUAGCUUUGCUAGACGUAUUACAAAACCUACAAUUCGCCUCGUGAUGGGUUACGGAAAACUUAGCGCGUUCGUGACAGCUUGCACUUCUCUAUUGCUACUCAUCGCUGUCAUGUCCAAGCAAUCCUGGUGGCGACGUGGUGCCAGAUGGUUAGCGGCUCCUGCAUUGCUGGUUGCCGCACUAGAAGCGGCAUCAGAUGCUAGCGAUGCAUUGUUAGCUGCAGUGUUGCGAGGGUCGGCCGAGCCUGCUUUGGUCGCUGGACAAACUGCCGCUGCUUGUCUCUUGAUCACUAUUGAGAUUCUCGUCUGGUACUUCAUUGCUAAGUUUUUUGAAUUUAACCCAGCUAUACCAUUGCCACUGCCUAAAGAAGCUUUACCAAAACCUGCUAUUACUUACCCCCAACAAAGUUAAAUAAUUGUCUCAAGCCAUGUAUUCACUGAAUCCAUAAAAUAAUAAUUACAUGCUGAAAAUCAAUACUUC